Ipomoea triloba (trilobed morning glory) is the source of this 2108-nucleotide messenger RNA. RefSeq names its product LRR receptor-like serine/threonine-protein kinase FLS2. The record is from RefSeq and is a predicted model, not a curated record. NCBI's taxonomy places the organism in Eukaryota, Viridiplantae, Streptophyta, Magnoliopsida, Solanales, Convolvulaceae. Gene Ontology annotation, molecular function: protein binding. The transcript has a single exon. The coding region runs from base 60 to 1994 and encodes 644 amino acids.
UUUGACAAAAACACCUGAGUCCAGAGAUCAGACAACCUCAAUUUCUCCUCAAAAUUUCCAUGGAAACUAUCUGUCAGAGCACAUUGCUCUUCUUGAUCAUCUUUUCUUUGGUUCCACUUAAGCCAUUAGAAGCAUGCCAUCCAGUGGACAAAGAAGCAUUGUUAGACUUCAAGCACAGAGCCACAUCUGAUCCCUCACAGCUGCUCAAAACAUGGAAUGCCACCACAGAUUGCUGCACUUCCUGGGAAGGCAUUGCCUGUGAUCCCGCAGGCCGGGUCGUCAACGUCUCGCGCCCUGGCCUCGCCUCGGGCGACGACUUCAUCCUCGACACCUGGAUAACCGGGACCCUCCCGCCUUCGCUAGGCAACCUGUCUUCCCUCCACCUCCUUGAUCUCAGUAACCUCAAGGACUUAUCAGGUCAGCUCCCCCUCGAGCUCGGGCACCUCUCGCACCUCACUCAUCUGUUUCUCGAUUCCAACAAGAUCUCAGGCUCCAUCCCAGACACCUUUGGGAACCUUAAGAGGUUAACAAAGUUGUAUUUGAGUGACAACAAUCUUUCUGGGACUAUUCCUUUGACUACUUUCAAGUCUUUCACUUCACUCUCGGAGCUUGGGCUUUCGGGUAAUCAACUAUCAGGUGAAAUCCCUGAUUCCAUUGGAAACAUGGUUUCUUUAGUAAAACUUGACCUCCAUGGAAACAGUUUCUCUAGUAGCAUUCCAGAGAGCAUUGGGAGGAUCAAGAAACUCGAAUAUCUCGAUUUAUCCGAAAACCAAUUAAGUGGAAGAAUCCCUAGCUCAAUUGGCAACCUAUCAGGAUUAGUAUUAUUGUAUCUGAACAAAAACAGGUUGAGUGGAAGCAUUCCUUCAUCAAUAUCCGGUCUCAGAUCACUGCAAUUCUGUCGUGUAUCCGAAAACGAGCUCACGGGAGCAAUCCCGCCAUCAAUUGGGAGCCUCCCCAAGAUCCAAAGGCUGAUAUUUGAGAACAACAAGCUGAGAGGGAAACUCCCUGCAACCAUUGGCCAUCUUUCAACUCUCACUGAUCUCUACUUCUCCAACAACAACUUCACCGGGAAAAUCCCGUUGAGUUUUGGUAAUCUGCACAGCCUGAUGACCCUGGAUUUGUCAAGAAACCAACUCAGGGGUGAAAUCCCACCUCAGCUAGCAAAACUGCAGAUUUUGCAGGAUUUAGACCUGUCUUUUAACCCUCUCCUGGAACUUCAAACCAUUCCAGAUUGGUUUUCUCAGCUCAAACUCUUUAGGCUUAAAUUAGCCAAGACUGGUAUCAAAGGAAAUCUCCCAAAUUGGCUCUCUUCUUCAUCAAUUUCAACCCUGGAUUUAUCCAGCAAUGAAUUGACAGGGAAACUGCCUCCCUGGAUUGGCAACAUGACUAAUCUAUCAUUCCUGAAUCUAUCGAACAACGCCUUCUCCUCAACGAUCCCCGAGGAAUUUACAAACCUUGCACUCCUAAUGGAUCUUGAUUUUCACUCCAAUAACCUCUCUGGGGACAUAAACAUCAUAUUCAAGAAAAAUUCCCAGGACCCAUUAGGCCACUACAACUCCAUUGAUCUCUCUGGCAAUAAAUUCUCCGGGCCAAUCAUCGACAACAUUGGAGAUCAAGAAGUCAUGGAAUCAAUAUCAUCCCUAACACUAUCACACAACCCAUUAGGAGGACACAUCCCAAAAUCCCUGGGAAAACUGAGUGAACUCCAAGAACUGAGGCUUUCUGGGAAUGGGUUAUCAGGCAAGAUUCCAGCAGAGAUUGGAAAUGCCAAAAAGAUGAAUACAAUUCUGCUUUCAGACAACAAGUUGAGUGGCGCAAUACCCACAGAAGUGAUGAAUCUCAAAGGGCUUCAAGAAUUUGAUGUUUCCAGAAACAGAUUGAGUGGUAAAAUCCCUCCCCAUAAGGCAAAUAUACCAAAGGCUGCCUUUUUGGGGAAUUCUGGGUUGUGUGGAUCCCCACUCCCCCCAUGCAAACUCUCAUGGCAUCUGGCUUAAGAUUAUUGUGCAAUCAAACAGGAUUUCAAUUGUUUAAUUUACUUUUGUUUUCGUCAAACCUCAAUGUAAUUACUGGUGUUACAGAGCUUGUGGUUCUGUGUUUUUUACUGUGUA